UUUAGGUAUGAGGUCAUUGCCUGUGCAAAUGCCAGAUAAAAGUAAGAGAAGGCCCCCACCCCCGAUUCCCCCAGAAGAAGAGGAAGAAGAGGAAGAAAUAGUAAUAGCUAUGUAUGACUUUCAGCCGACGGAACCUCAUGACUUGAGACUACAAAGAGGUCAAGAAUAUACUGUUAUUGAAAAAAAUGACAUUCAUUGGUGGAAAGCAAGAGACAAAUAUGGAAGCAAAGGAUAUAUUCCAAGCAACUACGUAACAGGAAAGAAGUCCAAUAGUCUAGACCAGUAUGAAUGGUAUUGUAGAAAUCUGAACAGAAGCAAAGCUGAACAGCUCCUCAGAAAUGAGGAUAAAGAAGGUGGUUUUAUGGUGAGGGACUCCAGUCAGCCGGGUUACUAUACAGUAUCGCUUUACGCAAAAUUUGGAGGGUAAGUCAUGGAGCCACUUAUUAUUUGUAUUCUCAUUUUGGUUCCUUGAGAUAUAAAAACAUUUGCAUUUUAAAAGAAAUAACUUGCAUUUGAUUAUCAAAAUCUUUCUGGUAUAGUAAAAUGAGAUAUGUACUUCCAUGAUUCAAGAUGGUAACUCAGUCA
Molecule: messenger RNA, 585 nt
Organism: Anolis sagrei ordinatus
Lineage: Eukaryota; Metazoa; Chordata; Lepidosauria; Squamata; Anolidae
Source: RefSeq, a predicted model, not a curated record